CUAAACUUGAUAAUAAAUAAUGCACACUUGUUUGUUGAAUGAUUCUGAAACAAAAAAGAUAAGAACGCGUGAAACUAUUGUGAACCAAUUAAUCAUGGAGAUUGAAAUUCUUUCUAGAGAAACCAUCAAACCUUCAUCACCAACUCCUUCUGAUUUGAGAAUCUACCCUCUUUCUUUUAUUGAUAAUGCCUUUUACCGCAAGUAUGUGCCAGUUAUUUUCUUCUACAACACAAACGAAGUUAGUAACCAAACUUCUAAAGUAUCACAACUCCGAAAUUCCCUAUCUCAUGUUCUUUCCAAAUACUAUCAUUUUGCUGGUAGAUUGAAAGACAAAACUACCAUUGAAUGCAAUGAUCAAGGUGUGUCAUUUUUCAUCACAAAGAUACAAAACAAUUUAUCAGAAAUCGUCCAAAACCCGACCGAAGAAUCGGUGAACUCAUUGUUUCCAGAUGAAUUGCAAUGGAAAGUGAUGGAUUGGAGUGGGAGUUUAUUUGUCAUUCAAGUCCAUUGUUUCGCAUGUGGAGGAAUUGCGAUAAGUAUUCUCAUGACUCACAAGGUUGGUGAUGGUACCACUCUGUUCAAAUUUUUGAACGACUGGGCCAUCAUCAACCAAAAACUAGAACAAGAAGACUUAUCAAUAUUAUUAUCACCCCUUUCUUUACAAGAAGGGGGAGCAUCAAUUUUCUCUCAGAGAGACAUACCUAUUUUUCCGGAGCUUUUUAUUCCGGGAGGAAACAAUAUAGUGUAUAAAAGAUUUGUCUUUGAAGCCUCAAAGAUUAAGUCCCUCAAGGAAAAGGUAAGAAAUUCUUUAAAUUUUUCUCCGACUCGCGUACAAGUUGUAAGUGCAUUGAUUUACAAGCGCGCGGUUACAACAAAGGGAUUAAAUUUCAAGAUUGCGCCGUUCACUACAGUUGUAGACGUUCGCAGAAGAAUGGUUCCUCCAUUGUCAGAAAACUAUGUUGGAAACAUAGUUUGGUUUGCAUCUAUGUGUCCAGAUAAAGAGAAAAUGGAGCUGGAUGAAUUGGUAAGCAAGAUAAAACAAGCAUUAUCUGAAUUUUGCGAGGUUUAUCCGAAAAAAUUCGAAGGGAAAGAAGAGGAGGAUUUGUCAUUUAUUUCAGGGUGUUUGGAACAUCUUAAUGAUGGUUAUUAUGAGAAUCAUAAUAUGUAUACAUUUAGUAGUUGGUGUGGAUUUCCAGUAUAUGAUGUAGAUUUUGGGUGGGGAAAACCAACAUGGGUAACCACUUUUGGUUGUUUGAUGAAGAAUGUAAUAUUUAUGAUGGAUGCUAGAGAUGGAGAAGGGAUUGAAGUGUUUGUGAGCAUGAAAAAGAAUGAUAUGGAUAAGUUUGAAAAUGAUGUUGAGAUUCUUCAAUAUGCAUCUCUUAAUCCAAGCAAUGUUUGACAUCUAUGUGCUUUCAUAACAAUGUGUUAGGGAGGGUAAGUUCUUUUCAAUAAGCAUUGAAUUUCAAAUAGGUUUGUAAUUUAUUUGAAAUUCAAACAAGUGGGAUUUAUUUCUGUUUCUUCAAGGUUCUUUUAAUCUAGCUUACUUUUCUUUUUUUAAUUGGCUUGAUUUAGUGAUUUUUAUCUCAAGAUCGAUUCAUGUGUUUGGGGAAUUUAUUUGAAUAAAGUUAUUACAUUUUGGUCCAUAUUAUUUCUCUUUAGAUCAAUUUAUUUUGUUUAUUUUUCUUAGGAAAGUCAGACAAUAUAAAAGAACUACUAAAGGCACAAACUAUGGUAAAUAGUAUAUAUAAGCUACAAUAAGGCUAUCACAAGUAAUAGCUUACAAAGUAAAAGCCAAGUUGCAUUUGCCAAGCAUUGACUUUUAAAAGAAUUAAUGAGUAAAAAUUUAAUACAUAUACUAUCAAGCUAUUUAAAAAGAUAGAAGUCCACAAUUCUACCCAAAUUACUUUUUCUG
Molecule: messenger RNA, 1912 nt
Organism: Vicia villosa (hairy vetch)
Lineage: Eukaryota; Viridiplantae; Streptophyta; Magnoliopsida; Fabales; Fabaceae
Product: acyltransferase Pun1-like
Exons: 1
Coding region: 20-1399 (459 amino acids)
Source: RefSeq, a predicted model, not a curated record